This is a messenger RNA of Nezara viridula (southern green stink bug), 5916 nucleotides long. The record is from the annotation of a GenBank genome assembly. Lineage: Eukaryota; Metazoa; Arthropoda; Insecta; Hemiptera; Pentatomidae.
AGAUGCGGUUGGCACAAGCGAUACUAGCAGCCACGUUUCUUGCGAUUUCAAAUCAACAUGAAAUAUCAAAAAGAUCCAGUGAUGGUGAGAAAAAAGUUGUUUGUUAUUAUACAAACUGGUCAGUAUAUCGCCCGGGUACAGCGAAAUUCAACCCCCAAAAUAUAAAUCCAUACCUGUGUACUCAUUUAAUUUAUGCUUUUGGUGGCUUAGACAGAGAAAAUGGACUUAGGCCCUAUGACAAAUAUCAAGACAUAGAACAAGGAGGGUAUGCUAAAUUUACUGGUUUGAAAACCUACAACAAGCAGUUGAAAACUCUCCUUGCAAUUGGAGGAUGGAAUGAAGGUUCUGCAAGAUUUUCACCUCUAGUUGCCGAUGAAGAAAGGAGAAAGGAAUUUGUAAGAAAUGUUGUAAAAUUUCUUAGGCAAAACCAUUUUGAUGGACUUGAUUUGGAUUGGGAGUAUCCAGCAUAUAGGGAUGGAGGAAAGCCUAAGGAUAAAGAAAAUUAUGCUCAAUUAGUACAGGAGCUUCGUGAAGAAUUUGAAAAAGAAUCAUCAAAAACUGGAAGGCCUAGGCUUCUCUUGACUAUGGCAGUACCAGCUGGAAUUGAAUACAUUGAUAAAGGCUAUGAUCUACCCAAACUCAACAGAUAUUUAGAUUUCUUUAACAUACUCUCAUAUGACUACCAUUCUGCCUUUGAGCCAUCAGUGAAUCACCACUCACCUCUAUAUUCCAUUGAAGAAGAUUCCGAAUAUAAUUUUGACUCUCAGUUGACCAUUGAAGCCACUAUAAAGCACUAUCUAAUGAAAGGAGCUGAUGCAGAAAAACUUGUGUUAGGAAUUCCUACAUAUGGUCGUUCAUAUACAUUGUUUAACCCUGACUCUACCGAUCUUGGGUCACCAGCCGAUGGACCCGGAGAACAGGGUGAAGCUACAAGAGAGAAGGGCUAUCUUGCUUACUAUGAGAUUUGUAAUAAUAUAAAAGACGGAUGGACUGUAGUUCAACCUAAAGAAAGUGCAAUGGGUCCAUACGCUUACAAAGAUAAUCAGUGGGUUGGUUACGAUGAUGAAGCUAUUGCUAGAAAAAAGGCAGAAUAUGUGAAUCAGAGAAAUCUGGGUGGUAUUAUGUUCUGGUCUAUUGAUAACGAUGACUUCCGAGGUAAAACGAAUAAAGUUGGAAAGAUUAAAACAACAGCCAGGACAACUACAACUCCUUCUCCUCCACAGUCCAACACUACUCCUGAACCUCCAACAACACCAGACCCAGGAAGUGACUUUGUUUGUAAAGAUGAAGGGUUCUUUCCUCACCCAAGGGACUGCAAGAAAUAUUUCUGGUGCUUGGACAGUGGACCUUCAGAUCUUGGCAUAGUUGCUCAUCAAUUCACCUGUCCUUCUGGACUUUUUUUCAAUAAAGCCGCAGAUUCUUGUGAUUUUUCUAGAAAUGUAAUUUGCAACAAAAAAUCUGCAACCACGACCACAACAACUACAACUGUUACCCCUAAAACAACCAAGGCAAGCCCUGGUAAAAUAACACUUCCACCGAAAACCACAUCUCUGCCAAGAACUACUACUACUACUACCACCACAACAACUGAAGCCCCUAUUGAAGAGGAAGAGGAGGAAGAAGAUAGAGAUAAUGCCGAAGAUCCACAAGCAAUCAAGCAGUUGAUAGCAUUGAUUAAAAAAUUAGGUGGUGUGGCUGAACUUGAAAAACAGUUAGAAGCAAGUUCUGGCACCGAUUCAACACCUCCCCCUAUCAGCAAGAGUCUUUAUAGGAAAGUGCUUAAUUCUGGCACGUCCAGAUACCAAAGCAUUCAAAGAAAUGGACCAUCUGGGCCUCAAAAUGAAGGUCUACCCCGUGAGUCACCCAGAUCUUCAUUCCGAAGGGACAAACCACAAUAUGUCACCAUUAGAAGAGAAAGGCCUAGCACCACUACAGAAAGUGCUGAUAUAGUUUAUGCAGAAGUUGAGGAUGAUGGUGGUGUUGAAGAAGAAGGGGUUAAAUAUAAGACAAUAAAUCGAAAUCGAUUUGGUCAAAACUCUGGUGCAUCUGAGACAGAAAAACCAGAACGACCAAAGUACCAACCUUCUGAAAGAUUUAGGUCAAAGCAUCGGAAUGAAGAAGCUCCAAGAAACGAGGAAAGGUCGACUACAUUGAAAUAUACAAGUAUUUUAAGAAGUCGUCCCACUACUGCAGAUUCUUCUUCUACUACAUCCAAGUAUGUUACUCUUCAACGCCAAAGAACUCCCAAUCCUCAUGCUGAAGAGGAUGUGGUGACUACAGAGAAUGAGCUCAAUGAUGAUGAGGAGGUAACCGAACAUGUUAUUGAAACAACAACCCCACGCCCUCGAGUGAAGGUGAGUGAUGAUGUAAUCCCUACAACCAUCACUAUACCUACAUCCACCAGGGUUGUGACUCAGGUUGUUGAAGGGGCAACUCGGCGACAAAGAGUUCCCCUCUCAAAACUUAGGAACCUUAUUAAGGAUUUGGAAAAUUCAGUAGUAGAUUUAUACAAUGUAGAAAACAAAUCUCUCUCAACAGAAGAUGAAACCAUAGAAAGACCUCUCUUACAUGGAUUUCACCUCAGAAGGCCUGACAUAAGUGUCACAACCACAGCCAGAGCAACUCCUGCUUUUCUUUCUCAAAAAAGAUUCAGGCUAAGAACAACUACAGAACAAUCUGAGACUUCUUCUAGAGGACAUUUUGUUCCCUCAAAAGCUAGAAUCAGGACUACAGAGUCUAAUCCUGCUGAUACACAUUCACUUUCACCAGCACAACAAACAGAAAAUAGUGAAGAGCCUUCAGAUAAAGGUGGAAGCGACAUUCGUUUAUUUAAUACUGCAAGAAAAAGGUAUCCACUCAGUAGUCGAUUUCCUUUGAGAAGAAAACCCAAUGAAAAAUUGUAUAACUUAACAAACAUUAAUAGUCGCCCUAAUUCUGAAGAUGAAGAUGAAUUAUUUGUCAAGGGAGAUUCUCGUGAUACUAAUGUAAUAAGAAAACCAAUUUUCAAACCACGAUUUCCACCAAGGAGGGGGCCUACUACUCCUAGUCACAUAUCUUCAACAACUACAUUGCCUACCUCUGACGAAAUAGUAACAGAGCCAAGAUCAACGACUUCAUUGUCCUUGGAUGAUUCUACAUUUGAUGAGUUAUAUCAAACAGGAAGUACCAUUAAUGAUUUAUUAAGUGAUACCUUUUCCGAUAAAACUAAAGUCAAUAAUGUUGAAUCAAAAACUGAAGCUGAUUUAAGCUUAGGUGAUAUAGUUACUGAAUCAAUUUUAAAAGAAAUUACAACUGAUUCUGACUUAGAAACUACUACAAAUUCCAGUGAUAGUUUUGAAAUGAAUAAUUCUUCAGUUUCAACACCUAAAAACGUAAUUAGAAAUAGGUUCCCAAGUUAUUUAAAUAUAAAUAGAAGAUCAACUACUACUCCUACUCCAGAAGCAAAAACUCUUGACUUAAUCCCUAAGAAAAUAAAAGAAGGAAGGCGCUUUGAAAAUCGAGAUGAUGAUAAAACAUUUACAGUAAAUAAAAACAUAGGUACAGGGCCAGAAUUAUCUGGAAAAAAGAAAGUAAUUUUGCGCAGAAGAAAACCAUCCAUUGUAAAUUCAACAGUGCCCAUUAAUGAUAAUGCAGUAAGAAGUAAUAGAAACAGCUUAGUAAUAAGAAGGAAAAUAUCUCAACAAUAUGAUUAUUCUGUGGUUAAUAGCACCAAUAAUAUCUUGGAAACUAAACCUUCUCGGAAACCAUACAUUUUAAAACGAGGUAGGAAAAAGUACGCAGAUAAUGUUCAGAAUGACGAUACAUCACAACUCAUAGAUAAUUUGGCCUCUUCUUCAAAGGAGGGUGUUAAUUUAAAAUUCUAUGUAAACAAUCAAAGUACAUCAAAUCCUGACUCUCUGCCUACAAAUACUUCUUCAAUUAAACAUAAGAGAAUAAUUAUCCGAGGCAGAAAAAGAUUUAAUGCAAACUUAAAUGUUACAAGAUACGAUAAAGACAAUGUAACCAAAGAUUUAAAUGACAUUAAAUUCUUUGAUAUCCAAAAGAAUAAUGAAACAGAAAUUUCUCAAGUAAAUACAACUAAAAAUGGUGAAGAUAUCCUUAAGCAUAAACACAAAGUUCGCAAAGUUAUUCUUAGAAAACCUAUUAAAGACCUUGAAGUUGAAGAAACUGGAUCACUAGAAAAAGCAGGGCUUUUUAAAAAUACUAACCCUCUAAACAGACCAAGUCAAAUUAAAUUAGCCAAUGUGGCAUCUAAUGAUGACUUGAAUGUUGACUUUAGUGAAGACGUCAUUCAAACAAGUAGAGGCGAGCAAGAGAUUCAGACCAGAACUCGGCGACCGUUUAGAAAAACAAUUGUUCGCGCACAAACAACUUCCACUACUGAAGCACCCACCACUGUUAAGCAGCGUACAACCAUUGAAUCUCUAAGACAGCGUUUGAAUCGUUUCAAAACAGAGAGGAACUUCUCUAAAAAUUCAAUUACAUCUCCUAGCCCAUUUUCUAAAGAGUUUACAUCAGCAAUUUCAGAAAAUGUCUCACAAACCAGUAAACCUGUUAGGAAAGAAUUCAGAAAGUUAAUAAGACCAUUGCCCCUCGAUGACUCACAACUUGAUGCAAGCCACGAUGUUUCAAAGAACACACCUCAAAAUGAAAUUAGAACUAGAAAAGUGUCAAAACCAUUGGAACAAGUUACUGAAGGAUCACAGCUUUCUGAAGAGUACACUGAUGAAGAGCCAUUGGUACUUCCCGAUCUGGCAAAUGUUGCAGUUGCCGCAAUACAAUCUUUGGCUACAUCUUCUCCAAUACCAACCACUCAACAAUAUAAAUCAUCAACAACUGAAAGAACUACUCGGAAAGCUAUUGUACGAAAAAGACCAGCUGUUCGACCUACAGUUUCCACUCCACCUAAAAGUUCACCACGUCCAUUUUCAAAGAUUCAAUAUGAUGAAUAUGAUGAUUACUUUGCAGAGCCUGUCGAUGUGCCACUUUCUGGAAAAGUGAGGAUACAUAAUGAUGGCUAUAUAGAAUGUUUAGAUAUUGGAAACUUUCCUCAUCCAUUUUCUUGUAGAAAAUUUAUAUCAUGUGCUAAAAUGGAAAAUGCUAAUUUACUUGGAUGGGAAUACACAUGUCCAAAAGGAUUAUCUUUUGACCCUAUAGGAGGAAUAUGCAAUUGGAAUGCCGGACUCGGGUGCAAAGAAUAAUCAAUGACUGAUAAACCUAACUGUGUCUUGGUUUUUGUGUAAACUACUUUUUGUAGAUUUGUUUCUGUACCUGAUAGGGAAAUAAAUAAAUUCAUAACGUGAAAAUAUGACAAUGGUACAGAUGACUUUGUAAUAAUUCAAUUUCUAAACUGUGGGCGCGAUUGUAUAAAACAUCAAAGUAGCAAUCGGUUGUUUAGAAAUAUUAUUCUAUCAAUAGUUUCAUAUUGAAAAAUUCAAAAAGGUUUGUAAAUUGAAUUGUUAUAUCCUAGAUAAUUAAUUUUUGUUAAUGAACAGUGUACAUAAAAGAUAUUCGGGGCACAAUAUGAGGUAUUUGAUAAAUGCAGCAACCUUAAUUAUUUAUUUAUGUAUGUAAAUAUUUCAAUAUGAAUCAUUGGUGUUUAGUUGAAAUAUUUGUUCAUCAAUUAAUAGUUAGAAUAAAUAAGUGUAAAAAUUACUUUUUUGAGUUUUGUUUAUUCAGUUAGUUUAUUUUUCACUAGUCAAGUAUUAUUUAUUAUUAUAUUUAAACAAAUACAGUUUAAGUGAAUGCAAAGUGUAUUUUGUGAUGUAGGCAUUAAAAAGCUCUACAGUGAACAUAAUGUUGACAAUUUGUUUUUAAUAAUUUGUAAUCACAAAUAUAUAUGUAUCGAUUUAUACAUUUUCAUCAGUGAUGUAUGCAUGUAAAUAAAAAACAUUUUUUAUUAUGAUUCUUUUUUAG